This is a messenger RNA of Ixodes scapularis (black-legged tick), 1155 nucleotides long. RefSeq lists its product as uncharacterized. The coding region runs from base 1 to 1155 and encodes 384 amino acids. The record is from RefSeq and is a predicted model, not a curated record. Lineage: Eukaryota; Metazoa; Arthropoda; Arachnida; Ixodida; Ixodidae. The transcript has a single exon.
AUGGAAGCGACUGAAAGUUCACUGGAACCGACUGGCCGGAACUCCUCAUGCGCAGUAUUGGAAUGUCUUGCAACUUUAGUCAAGGAGCAGGAGAAGGAAAUCUCGAAUCUUCGCUACGAGUGCAGUUCUCUUAGAGAACAGCUCGAUUCGGCAAAGGCCACAGUUUGCAAACUCCAAGCCGAAAAAGAGUCUCUGGCAUCUCGGCUUGCCGAAGAAAAAGGAAGGACGUCUGCGUUUGCCAUCGAACGUUUCAAGGACUCCGACGAAGACAUCAUGUUCUACUGUGGGUUGCCAGGAUAUGAACAUUUCGUGGCCUUGCUUCGUUUCCUAGACCCAGGAGACAAUGGGUGCAAUGUCUUGCGUGCCGAGAGCGACGGUGCGACCCAAUCUGGCAGGGGUCGUAAAAGAAAACUAAGCUCCGAGAAUGAGCUAUUUUUGGUUCUAGUGCGGCUGCGCCUUGGGUUGUUUGAGGCCGACUUAGCUGACAGGUUCUGCGUUGCACAGUCAACUGUUUCAAGAAUAUGCACUUCAUGGAUAAAUCUUAUGUACCUUAAGUUAUCCACCCUGGCUCUGUGGGCUCCCAGAGAAGUAAUCGAUGCAACUAUGCCACCUGAGUUCGCUCAGAAAUAUGCGUCGACAAGAGUGAUCUUGGACGCCACCGAGAUAAAGUGUGAAGUGCCGUCUUCUCUUUCACUUCAGUCAAGCACAUAUUCACCAUACAAGUCAUCAAACAUGUUCAAAGGUCUUAUUGAGGAAUCGCCUAAUGGGCUUGUAACCUUUGUUACGGAGCUCUUCACGGGAUCUAUCUCGGACAGGGAGUGUUCGGUGAGAAGUGGAUUCCUUGAGUUGGACUUCGAGCAGACUGAUUCUGUGAUGGCUGACAAAGGGUUUCGUAUUGAGGACUUGUUGCAAAACAAGGGCAUUAAGCUACACCUGCCCCCAUUUCUGAGAAGCAGCACAUUUUCAAAAGACGAAGUGCAAGAAACAAAAGAAAUCGCUUCGCUCAGGAUACACGUCGAACGCAGGAUACAAAGAAUCAAAGGAUAUCACAUUUUUGAUCGGCCAGUCCCCCUCACUUUGGCACCGGUAGUCAAUCAGAUUUGGACUGUAACAGCUAUCCUGACAAAUUUUCAAUCGCCUCUAAUUCAACACUAA